Molecule: messenger RNA, 1183 nt
Organism: Cuscuta campestris
Lineage: Eukaryota; Viridiplantae; Streptophyta; Magnoliopsida; Solanales; Convolvulaceae
Source: the annotation of a GenBank genome assembly
AUUAACAUCAUAUUUUCACUCCUUCAUCCAAAUCUACUUAGUUCAUCUCUCGUUUUUCAAAAGCAUCUCAAUCAUGGCCGGAGGAAAGUCCAAGAGUAAGGCCUCCAAGAAGAAGACCGUCGCCGAGGCCACGAGCUCUGCGCCUCAACCUUUCCCGUACCUGGACGGAUCCUUCUUGGAGUUCGGGUCGGAAGAGGAACUCUCUCGCUUCAUCACCUACUUUGCCAAGCGCCCGAUCUCUCCGCCCCGCGUGCUCCCGGAGCUAUACCCUCAACAAAAGGGGUACCACGACCUCGACAAUCAACUCAAAGAGUCGGGUCUGUGGCCGUUCGUCUCCAGAAGCCGUCAAUCCUUCAAUCCCACCUAUGUUCGGGCCUUCUACUCCAAUCUCCGGAGCAGCAUCAAUCUCUAUGACAUAGAGUUUGACUUGGCUACUUUUGCUAGGGUCGCAGGGCUGCCUACCCGCGGUGACGACAUCGCGUCAUACGGAGGCGACGAUUGGAUCCUCAACAACGAGGCCGUCGUCAUUCGUGAGCUCGGGAUCACCAACUUGAUCCGUCACAGCGGCGCACCGACGAUUCACUCGGCCCCACCGGAGAAGCGCCUCCUCCUCUACAUCAUCACCCGGAUUCUUCGCCCUCGGGACAGUAGCCACACCAGUCUCUCCAACGAAGAUCUCAGGGUAGUGCACGCCAUCAUCCAUGGCGCCUCGAUCAAUUGGGCAAAAUACGUCAUGAUUCACAUGACGGAUUGCGCCUCAAUCGCCACCGAAAGGAGCUUGCCAUACGCCUUCCUCGUCAUGGACCUCAUCGUCUCCGCCGACAUCCACAUCGCCGGGCCGGACACGAAGAUGACGAAGCUGUGGCUCAUCCAAGACAGCACCUUCCGGAAGAAGUCCGCUUUCUAGAGCCAUUUGUGUGUGAAGGUUGAGUUGUUCUUGAGCGUACUUAGUUUACUCAUAAUCUACUCUACAAGAGAGUCUCGUUCUUGAGUGUACUUGUGUUCUUAGACACGUUGAGAGAAAGUAUUUCUCUCGUUGAUUCAAAGGAAGGUCUGUUUCCUUUGAAGGAUUCGUUGAGGUUCGUGUGACUCGAACUCUCAAGUUGUAACGGUUUGUUAAGCACCCGCAAGCUUAACGAGAUAGUAGUGUAGCUCGAGAGAGUCUCUCGGGAGGCUGGAUUAG